AUGGCUUUGCCGGCCGAGACAGUCGCACCUAAACUCGAUUUAGCCGAAUGGCUUGUCCAUUUCCGAACAGGAGCGGCGGAUGAUUCUCGUCCUAUCCAAUGUGAACUACCCGCCACCAACCACAAUCAAACGCCUCGACGAAAGCUGAAGCUUUCAAUGUUACAGAGAGAGUUCACGAGGGCCGAUUAUAACAUACCGCUGGUACGGGUUUGCUUCCGAUCGCGCAAGGCAGACAUUUUAUUUACCAACACAGAGCAUUCGCAGACCAAUGCCAUGCCCCGAGCUCGCAAGACCGUCCAGAUCCCUAUCCAUGCUAUGGGGGUUUACCUCAGGCCAAGGCCGGGUCCAGAUCCUGAGUACUUGGAUCCCGCUAAACGCAAAAUCAGGGGAAAUCGCGGUCACAUCAUUUGGUUCUCCAGCGUUGGUAACAAGCCUAUCUCUUUUCCGAAUCGCAUUCGCCCUGGGACUGUCCUCAAGCCUGGUACUCUUUUCAUUCAUCGCAUAGAGAGUGAAAAUGAUGCAAGACCAGUUUGCGUCCAAAUCUGGAUCGUUGAUGCCCAGCAGGCUUGGCAGAUGGUUGCCAAUGCAAUGCAGCAGAAGCAUCCUAUGCUUAAGCAUAUGGUUCUUAUUCUUGGGAGAUCUGGGAAUCCAAACUGGGUGACACGGAAGACUGCAGACCGGCAUAUCGAGCCUGAAGUAUUAGUUGUAGAGGCUCCCUCACACGCACAACCACCGACCGAAUUCAAUCUCGCCAUUAGCCACGAUGAGAAGCGGCGCGUUGUGCUUGUCCUUGACAUCGUUCUGGACAAGAUUCAGCAUGUGGACUCAGAUGAAGUGGUCUGGGUUCGGCUCGCAUCCUCGACACGCCGCGGUAUUCAGCAGCUAGGCAUGAUCAAUUGGACGACAUACACUGACCAUGGUUUAGGCAACGACAUUGUUGAGGGCUGGCGAGCCUGCCAAGGCAAACCGUUGACACCAGCACAGACAACCGUGCUUGAUACAUUAUUAGGGAAACCGGGGCUCAACGGAGAUGAGUAA
Laetiporus sulphureus 93-53 is the source of this 1038-nucleotide messenger RNA. RefSeq lists its product as uncharacterized. The transcript has 8 exons. The record is from RefSeq and is a predicted model, not a curated record. The coding region runs from base 1 to 1038 and encodes 345 amino acids. Lineage: Eukaryota; Fungi; Basidiomycota; Agaricomycetes; Polyporales; Laetiporaceae.